GAAGGGCGGGCGUUGCCUUGAAUCGCCAGCUUUUGUUUCUUAUUUUGGGUUGGCUGUAUCUAGAGCUGGGGGACAAAAAUUGGAAUUGAACCAAAGGAGGCUUCAUGCGCAGGUAGCUAUGAAAUGUACAGCAACCUAGCCAGGAGAAGUUCUCAUUACAACUUAAUGUGGGGCAUUGGGAUUGUCUGAAUCGCCAAUACUGGUUAAGGGAAUCUUCAUCACUGGAGGUUUUUAAGAAGAGACUGGACAGAUAACUUGUCUGAAAUGGUAUAUAGGGUCUCCUGCUUGAGCAGGGGGCUGGACUAGAAGACCUCCAAGGUCCCUUCCAGCUCGAUUGAUUGAUUAAUCCUUGAUUUUAGGGUACGUUUUAUGCUGGAUUUGCCAACCAGGAAACUAGAUCAGAAGUAUAUAAAUUUCUCUUGAACCCAAAGCACUCACUGCAUGAAAUGAGGUGAAUGAUGUUUCAUCAGAUUGUUUUAAAACAUCUGACACUCAUAAGAUUCAGAAAGUUUAAAAAGCCAAUAAAUGAAGGGGGGGGAAAAAAAAGAAGUCGUGGAAUUGCCCAUAUAGGAACUAUAACGGAGAAUCGUGUGGCUAAAACCAUCUUCCCCAAUGUGGAGACUGCAGCUUCCAGUCAUGCGGAGUCCCAGGACCUUGAAGUGAGACCAUGGACAAGAAGAAAGAUUCAGGCAAGCAUCUGGACCCCCCUGCUGUGUUCCAGACUACAAGGCCAACUGAGCCAAUCAGCACCACCUCCAACAGUGUCUACUACUGGGCUCUUGGGGGCCACAGCUUACCCUAACUGGGAGGAAGCUGCUGAACUCCGACGAGAGAAUUUGCGUUUGAAAGACGAACUUCAAAAAUGGAAUACAAAAGUAGAUACGACAGAAGACCCAAAAGAUAAGACCAGGUUGGCUGAGCCUUCAAAUGUCACCCUGGCAAUGUCUCAACAGGCUGAAAUCAUCUCCCAUCAGCUCCACGAGAUCCAGCGGUUGGAGUCAGAGGUUAGCGCCCUCCGAGUUUCCUCUGCCCAACAGGAGGCAACCAUAGCUGCUCGGGAAAGUACCCUGUCCAAUCUCCAAGGAGAACUAACCUUCCUCAAAAGCCAGAAUCUUACUGAAGUUGCUAUCCUGAAGACCCAACUGGAAGAAGUCAGGAAAAGUAGUCAGCAAGAGAAAGAGGCCCUAAGGAAUGAAUUGGAAGAGCUCAGGAAGCAAAGUCAGUUGAAAGCAGAUUUCCUGAGGGAGGAACUGGAGUCAACCAAGGAAAGGAGCAAUCAUGAAAUUGCCCUGGCACAGGGAGAGCUGCAGCAGAUGAAGGAAGAGCGAGAGGUGGAGUGGAGGAGGCAAGAGACCAUGGUUCAAGAAUGCCGACAGUCAGUCCUGAAAGAGUACCAAGCAAAGCUGAAUGAGCUGUCUGAAGUCUACGAAGCUGAAGCGACUUCCUUGAAGCAUCAGAUAUGCGCAUUCCAGCAGGAUUUGGAAGCUCAGCGUAAGGAAGCCAGUCAGUUAAGGGAGAAAAAAGAUAUACUCCAGAACCAACUCAGUGUGACUGAGGCAGAACUGGCUACCCAGAAUGCUUUGGUGCUGCAGUUUAAGACCUACGUGGGGGAGCAGAAGUCAAGUAAACCUGGUUUUGAACAGGAGCGGCUGAUAAAUCGAAUACAGCAACUUGAGGAUGAGAAGGAGGCUCUGAAAAUGACAGCUGAGCUUCUGCAAGUUCGUGUGGCUUCGUUAGGUGAUAUCUUGACUCUGCAGGAGACCGAGCUUGAUAAAAAGGUGCAUCUCCAGGACCCUCUCCAGUCUGAGUCAUCUCAAAAACUUCAGUGCCUGCUGACCAGAUGGCGGGAGAAAGUAUUUUCUCUCCUGGUGCAGCUGAAGUCUCAGGAGCUGAGUCAUAGGGAUGACACUAAACUUUUGGAGAAGAAGGUAAAAGAUAUGGAAGAAGAAGUGGCUUCUAGAGAACAGAAAGUAGCGUUGUUGCUCCACAGUCUUGAGGACAAAACUGCUGAAGCGGAUAUGGAGAGAGUAAGAAACAAGACUCUGCAAGCAGAGAUGCUGCACUGCAACAAACAAAUGCAUAGUUUUCAACAGAGGGCAGAGGCUGGUGAAAAAGCCCUUCGGGAACUGGCCGACUUUGUCAGCAGGCUAAAGCAGCAGCUGAUGGGGCAGGAAGAGAGAUGGAAGGCAGCUUUGUCAAGGCUUCUGGGCCUGGGAAAUAGGGUCAGUUUUGCAACCAAGAGAGUUGACACCAUCCAAGGGCUUGUAUGUCGGAAAAUAGCACUGGCAAAGCUUCAGCGAGAAGAAAAACAUAUUGCAGGGACAGACCAAGAGAUUCAGCCAUCGUAUGAAGACCUACAAGCUGAGUUACACAUGCUGCAUGAGGAACGAGACCGACUCUCUGCGGAGCUUAAACAUGGGGCUCAACUGAUAGAGAAGAAGGUGGCUGAAGCAAGAGAGAGAGUGGAGACUGAUCUGAGCAAAAUGAGGGGAACGUUGCAGCACCUGCAGGAGACGCUAGAGGCAAAGACAGCGGCAGAGCAGGAACUGAGGCAACAGUUGGAGGCUACAGAAAAACAACUGGAAACAACCAACAGUGAGCUCCAGAGGACUGCCGGAGCUGCAGAUAGUUUGAGACAGGAAGUGGGACAAUUAAGAGCAGAGUAUGAGAGAGCUCUGCAGGAGAAGGUAACGGAAGUUGAAAGGCAACUGCGGAAGGAUCUUUCUGAAAUGGAAAAAGCACUUAAUACAGCACGGAGAGAACACGCCAAAGCAGUGGUUGCCCUUCGGCAAGCUGAGCGACAGGCAGCCAGAGACAAAGCAAGGAGUGAGGAACUGGCAACAAUUCAGGAGUCUGCAACACAACAGGAAAUGGCCCGUCUAGAAGGACUUCUGAAAGAGCUUGAGAGGGACAAAAACGUGUUAAUGGCCACCUUGAGGCAAGAAGGGCUACUAGCCCAGUAUCGAAAGAAUCGGAUGCCAGCAGUCCCAGCUAAGUCAAUUGGAAAGACAGGAACUAGUCCUCCAUCUAAAGAAUCCCUAUUUGCUGUGUUGGAUGACUUACAAACUCUGGGUGCUGCUAUCUUGGAGGAGGAAAAGCCUGACAAAAAUACAAACACCCUUAUGGACACUUAAAAAUACAGUGGGAAAAUAUUGGAGAAGCAAGGAUGAGAGAGAUCAUUUUAUUUUGUAAUAAAAAUGAUGUAAAUAAAUUUAUAUUUGAAAUGUUCA
This is a messenger RNA of Pantherophis guttatus, 3230 nucleotides long. It is a transcript of the gene CCHCR1, whose product is annotated as coiled-coil alpha-helical rod protein 1. NCBI's taxonomy places the organism in Eukaryota, Metazoa, Chordata, Lepidosauria, Squamata, Colubridae. The record is from RefSeq and is a predicted model, not a curated record. Gene Ontology annotation, cellular component: centriole. Gene Ontology annotation, biological process: cell differentiation; protein export from nucleus.